Molecule: messenger RNA, 7109 nt
Organism: Manduca sexta (tobacco hornworm)
Lineage: Eukaryota; Metazoa; Arthropoda; Insecta; Lepidoptera; Sphingidae
Product: extracellular matrix-binding protein ebh
Exons: 3
Coding region: 396-5024 (1542 amino acids)
Source: RefSeq, a predicted model, not a curated record
AAUUAUCACGAGUGGACAGCAGUCGCGCUCGCAUGAGCGUUGCGUGCGUCGCGUCUUAGAACAGUACCUCUGUUGGUGACGCAAUUUGUGUAUACUCUUCUAAAACAAACUAUACUUCGAAAAAUGUGAAUUGUUUUAUACAAAAUAAUUCGGAAUGUAUUGACAGUGUUGAUUAUUUAAUAACGCUCAAAUUAAAACUCAACUAAUGUUUUAAAUUUAGAUAAGCUAUUUUAAUUAUUUAUAUUCUCGAUUUAGUCAUCGCGUUUACCUAUCGAAUAAAAUUAGUUUGUGGACACGAAUGAUGUGGGGAAGUAUUUGUAGGGUACGUGUUGCCAAUAGUGUGGGUGUGAUCUUUAUAUAGAUAUAUGUGUAAAUAAGUGUCGUGCAAUGUAAAUAUGGUGGCUAUGCUCGAAACUGCAGAAAGGACUAACAACGAUUACUUUCGGUCGUUCCUUCCAGCAGUCAACUCACCUCCCGUCCCUCACCGGGACGUCUCCGCUGCAGCUGCGUCCGCCUACCGGCCUUACAAUGAGGAGUACGCCGCCGUGCCAAGACGCGUCGACAGAGCGGUGCAGCCAGAACCAGACGUCGAACGCACGAAGAAAGAAAAGAAAUGGUCCCUCGGCAAACUGUUCAGGAGAAAGAAAAAGGAAGACGAAAGCGUUUCAUCUUCAGAAAGCGACGAAGGAGUCAGCACACGGUCACCGAACAAAAAGAAAUGGAAAAAAAAGAAGAAGACACCUGCUGUCAACAAUUUUGACCACAUAGUGAUCAGGGACUCUAGACGAGCUCAAAGUUUAGCGAAAUCCAAAAUUCGCGAAGCCACUGACGAUGGGGUAUUGUCAGAUCCAUCGGCAGGCUUCAUCAACUACAGAGCUAAGGCUCAAGAAAUCUAUGGAGCGUCAAAAGAAUCUCUCAGUUUGAGAGAUGACAUUUCCAAUAAAUCAGGAAAAUCUGUUUUAGAUACCCCUUCGAGAAAAUCAAGGAAAGGACGCUUAAAAGCUCGUGUAGAAGCUCUACGGAAUAGCAUGAGAGGCGAUUCGAGUAGUGACGAAGAAUCGCUGAAGUCAUCCAAUUCAUCAUCAAUAGUACGAUUUAGAAGCGACGACUCUCUCAUGCGGUCACGUGAUAGUUCCUUGAAUAAAAGAUCGAGGAGCGCCAGGAACGAAAGAUAUAUAAAAAGACUAUCUCGCGAUGAGGAAAAUCAAUUAAACAAAGAAGCAGAGUUAUUGCAACAAGGUUACACUAAGGCUGAAGUUGAGAUGUUAACAAGAACACCGACAAGCCAAAGCAGCGGUUACGGAACAUGCAAACGGGACCAAAACAAUAAAAUUAAACCAGAACACAUUUACACUAAUGAUAACAAUACCCGUCGUCCCAUGAAAUCUGAAUCUGUAUCAUCCUUCCCAUCUACUACUCAAAGUUAUCCGUCAUCUAUUAAUUUUAACGCCAAAGUUAACAACGAACACAUUAACUAUUCCAUACAAUGUCCAGUAAAUAACAUCAAUAGAGAAUCACUUUACGCUAAUAACAACCGAGAGAGAAGUGUCAGCCAUCAGUAUGAGAGUCCAGAGAACGUAAUGUGCGUUAAAUUCCCAUUAGGUAAUGUUGCCAAUGUCAAAAAAGAAGAAAAAGCUCCGCCUGUGCCGCCUCCUAGAGACAUGCAGAGGAAGGUAGCUACGCCUUUGUCUAUGUACUAUGAAAAUAACCCUGUAGUGACUGACAGAAUGGGCAAUAACCAAAAUAAUCAAAAUGUAACAUACGGCGUGCCUAAUAACGAUUUCGAUCGAAUAAUGCGACGGAGUCAAGAAAGAUCAGUGAGUCAUAGCUUUAAUGGAUUGCGUAGACCGAUCUCGAAUUCCGAGGAUCAUAUUGCCGUGCAAAACAACGAAUAUCCGCAUAAUUUCCCGUAUAGGAACGAGCAACCUCGGAGACCGGCAUCCGUUUCCGCAGAACCUAACCAUUACGGGCUCUUCAUGAACUCACCGUGGCGAAGAGCCGGUGGUCAUGCUAAUGUCGUUAAACCAGAGGCAGUUCAACUUAAACACGAUUACUUAUAUUACGCUGAUCAGAGUCCAAGAUCACGGCGGCCCAUAAGUAUCAAAAACGGUCAAAAUCCUUACGAACAUCAAUAUUUAAGUGACUCACAAACAUCUCAAAAUAUUGCUGAAAGCGUAUAUCGACGACCACGAAACGCAUCAGCAGAGUUUUGGAAAAAGAUUGAUGAUGCCGAAAGACAGAGGAGGCAACAACAUAUUUAUGCAAAUUCUAGAAGCAGUAGUGACUUCCCUAACUACCCAAUUCAAAGAACAACUAGUUCUACUGAACAAAAUAAGUUGGGGCAAAAUAGUGUAGAUAUUCAGAACAAAAAUAGAUCUAGUUUUAGAGCUGCUUCAGUGGAUACGACAGAUGGUGCCAAAGUAUGGAAAGCAACAACAGAAUAUAAAAGAUCUCUUACAGAGGAGUCACCUAAAAGUGAUGUGUCACCAACACUUAAGACACAUGUAAGACAUAAGUCUGAUACUUAUACUCCUAGUGUAAAUCAGUUGCCAUCGGAUGACGAGAAAAGCUCGGAAAGAAGGAAAUCCACAAAUCUUGAUGAUGCUCUCAAUGAAUUAGAAGCAAUAUAUAACAGCUUGGGUUUAGGCGAUGAGGAUUUGUUGGACAGAGCUGAACGACGAGAACUGAUGACUCCGAAAUUCAACGACCAUUUCAAUGAUUGGAAUGGAAACGAUGACGAAGUACAGUUGCGAAGUCAGCCUACAACUCCAUUACGACGAAUAUCAAGAAGGUCUACAUUGCCAGACAAAUUACAAGAUGAUAUGGCAUUCCGAAGGAUGAACUCACUAACUAAAGAAAAACCCAACUUUAAAGAAACUCAAGCACAAAUAAGUUACAUGUUAGCAUCGCCUGUGUAUGUGCCGUACGCAUCAGAUGACGAUAAGCGAUCUGAGCGCAGCGAACCAGAUAUAGUGCACGACGAUGUAAUGUACCGAAAUAUAACUCAAACUAACAAUCGAUUAAAAACAAUUGAUCCUCAGCCUCCAUUCGGUAUACCAGUGGGACCAGUGUCGCCCGCUCCACAAAGCGACUAUUUACAUGCAACACCUGAAACCAAAGUGCGAUCGCGCUUUAUACCUAGAAGAUCACCCGACCUUGUAUCUGACGAUCUGGCAUACAGAAGCCUCAGAAAAGACGGUAGACACUCGUCAUUAUUUAAUGGGGAUGAUUACAAUGGUAUUAUUAAUAAUAACGGAUACAGCGAAUUCCCGCUCACUAAAGAAUCAGCAGCAAGUCUAAAGAAAAAGAGAGCAGUUAGAUCGUUGUCUGCUAACAUAUUUACAAUGAUUCAAAAAGAAAUUGAUGAUGCUCUAAAUAUGAGUAAAAUAGCCACAUUACAGAAAACCAAUAGCAACAGUGAUGUUAUGAAGAGACUGCGUGACACGUUCGAUAAGAAUGACAACCAGCCGGAACAUUAUCCUCGUAACAAGGUAAAACAAAGACAUAACACAGUUAGUCUCUUUGUCAAUAACAUUCACGCACCUACACAUCAUUUCGCUAAAGACGAUUCAUUCAUUCAUUGUGACGAUAAGCAUCUUGCUAAACCUCCUUCUUGUGAUAAGUCGAAAAGCUCAUCGCCAUCAAACAAAUCACCACAGGUUUCUAAACGUUCUUCUAAGGAUGAGUUUCAGCAGGUCCUCAGUAUGUUAGCGCAGGAAGCAAUGGAUACCAGUAACAAAUUAGGAGUAGCAUUGGCCGAACUGGAUAAAAACAGAAAUAAUAAUGAGAAAAAAUCAGAUAUUCAGGCGAAAAUAACAGAUAGUCGAUUAAAUUUUUUGAAUGGGCUGACUAAUAAACUACUUGACGUAUCAACGCCUGAGGUUAAACACGUUAAAAUUCAUUCUGAAGUAUUUGAAAAAAAAGAGGAUAAGAUGGCGAACGCUGUAAAUAGUGAUUCUAAAGCAAAGAAAACUGAAGACAGCCUUCUAGUAAUAUCUGAUCAAUUACAUAAAGUUGAAGAUCAAUUAAAGCACAGCUUUGAAAAAGAAUUGAAUUUUGAUGACGAAAGUCUCAAGCUUUCAAAUUAUAUAUCUAAAGCAGAAGAGCAGUUAAAAGCGCAAGAAUCGACAGCUGUAAUACCUGAAACGAAACUAAAGCCUGACAUAAUACCCUUGAAGGUACAAAAUGAUUCUAUAAAUAUUGAAAAUACUCCAGAAGUGGCUACAAUUGAUCAAACUCCUAAAAUACCAGUGAUAAACUCCCUUAAUCCAUUUUUGAAUUCAGAUGACAAAAUUAAGGAAAUCAAUGAAAUAAAUGCUUUCAAAGAACUGAAGGAUGGCAUAUCUGAUUUGAUCGCUGGCAUUACACAAGUUAAUGAAAAGCUAUUUGCACCCAAACAAUCUCAAGUGGAUAAAAAAUGCGCAGAUUCAGUAAGAGUUACUGGUAUCACCGAAGCCAGUGAAAAACUUAACCAAGUUUCGCAAAAUGUCAGCUUCAAACCUGAAGUUCCUAAUAGAGCUUCCGUUAAUUUGUCUAUUUAUGAAAAUGAUCUAGACUUAAAGAAAGACGCUGAUUCUACAGAAUACAAUUCUUCUGAAGAGCUAGCGACCAUAUUUAAAUUAGACAGUAAUACGAUAUCGCAGAAUUUUGAUAACCAAAUUACUGACAAUCACACUGAAUCUGAAAAUAAAAUCCGCGAGGAUCUAAGCUCGCCCAAAAUGGUCCAGAACAUGAACCAACAUCUGAGAAGGCUCUCAGUAGAUCAAACGGACGAUAUUCCUAGUCAAAGCAACUCACUGCCAAAUAACGUCGUGCCGUGGAGAACUAAGAGGCAAAAUAGUUCACAAAAAGAGAACAGAGGCGAUAACACGCAGCAAAAGCGCGAUUGGCGCGACUCAGGCACGUUGAUGUUAGCUUGUACGUAUACCCUGAUGAUCUCCCAACACCUGGCCGACCUGGACUGGCUGAUGCUGUUCGGCUUGCUACUGGCAAUGAUCACCAUUAUCGCUAUGCUAAUUAUAUAACACAAUGACUACCGUGAUAUGAUUUAUGCAUAUUGAAAUUUGGUUUUACUUUUAAUACCCAGUUUUUUAUUGCCAGUGUUGUCAUAUCAUUACAUUAUUUUAAUUUUACUGUAAAAUUAUUUAAAAGUAAUUUGUGGAGACUAGAGGAUAGUAUUUUACAUCUUUAUGCUGUAACAUGAAAUUUUGUAUGUAAAUUUUUAAUUGGUUAUAAUUGAAAUGUUUUUAAUUUUGAUAAUACUAUCAAUAUUCCUAUUAAUAGUUUAUAAAAUUUAUUUGUAUCAAACCAUCUUCAACAAUGAUGGAUUAAUUAAAUUUGCUGUAUGCAAUUCGUCUUAUUUUUAAAAUGGUAGCUGUGAUGUUCAUUUUACCUUACCUUAAAAAUUAAGUUCUUAGAUUUAAUGUAAUUUUUACAUGCAAAUAUUAUGUAUUUUAUUAUUAAAGGUAAUUUUUAUUAUUUCGAACUUCUUUAUAAUCAUGACAACAUUUUACGUUGACUAUGGUUCCCUGCUCGAAAUUACUUGCUAUUGAUACGAGUUACUUGUAACAAUUCGGUACUAGUUACAUUUUGUAUCAAAAAACUUAAUCAUUUUUUUUCCAUUUUUAUACUUAUUUAUUUAUAUCGGUGCCAAAAUAAACGAUCAAAAAUAAAAGUUAAAGUUUUCGAAUAUUUUAUUGUUUUGAAUGUAACGAUGUCUUGAGCAUGUUAUAUGUUUAUAAAAGAUUUUUGCAUGGAUUUUGUAUUGUUUAUUAGCCAUAUAGUGUUUAUGCCUUUAGAAUACAUUUUAUUGAUGUUGCUCGCUUAAAUAUUUUUAUUUGUAACUACCCCAAACGGUACAGUUUUAUGUUUAUUUUAUUCGUUGCAAUUUAACAUAAUGUCUGUUUGCAUCGCUGGAAUGAAUAUUGUGUGAAUAAAAGCUUUUAAAACCCACAAUGCCAGUGCGCAGUUUUCCACAUAAAUGAUACUUUGUAAAAUUUUGGUUAAAUAUACGUUUGUAACAGAUUACCUAUUCAUUUAAUAGUCUGUAAUGUAAAUACGUAUAAAAUUAUGAUUAAAUAAUAAUUAUUAUUACAAUUUAUUGGCUAAGUCUGUUACCAUCGACGUGAACAUGAUAUAAGGUAACUCUAUUCGUCUAACACAAUACGGUGCGCCCUAAAAAAGGUUGCCAUCGUAUUGUUUUUUAUUUGUGCUCGGAGUUAUAAAUCCAGGGAGAUAAUGAAAAAGGGUAUAUGUAUGAAAUUAUUAACUUUUUUACAAAUUUCUAAAUCCGUUUGAGUCAUUUAAACCAUUUUUACAAACGUAAACAUUACAGAUAAUACUUAGUUAUGCUGAUGCAACGAAUACACGAUUUAAUUUUCAAUAAAUGUCUAUAAGUCUGCUUAUGAUAAGAACCAAUCUAUACUUUGCAUAUUGUCCGAAGAUGAAAGCGAUAUUCGUAAGUGAUCCAGUGAAAUAGCAGUAAAUAGAUUCAAUGAAUAUUUAUUUUGUAUACAAAAGUAAUUGCAUUAAAUCUUUUAAUAAUAUGUUUUGUGGCUUUAUAAAAAAUAUUUAAAUAGGUCAGAAUACCCUGCUUUACAAAAAGGAAACAUCUCACAUGAUUUUUAAUUUUAAUAAUGAAAUCCUAACAUUUUUAAAUGAAUUAAAAAAUGUCUUAAAAAUAAGCUGACCUAAAAUGAUAAGACUUUUAACUGAAUUUUUAAAUCAAUAAGUUUUAUUCUUGUAUUAGUAUAAUUUGUAUACUUAUGUAUAAAUAUCAAAUACUUAUGUAAGAACAGUAUUCGUUGCAUUAGUACAGACAAUAAUGUACUUCUAGAUCUUCUGCUCUACCUAGGUUCUAAUUUUCGACAAUAUAUUUCUAGGUGAAACCUAACUGCCACAGUGCUCUAACAACGUGCCCCACGACGACAUCGACGUUAUAUUUAUAAGCUAGUUAUAAUUUUGCCUAAACUAUUAUAUUGUAACCUAUACCUAUCUUUAUUGUAACAUUUAAAUCUUUAUUAUGUUCGUAGAGGCUUCCAGUUACGAUUCAAAGAGAGCAUUAUUUAUAUGAAAAAGUUAUGAUUCAAAAAUAAAAUGUUUCAGUUUUA